Messenger RNA from Notothenia coriiceps (black rockcod), 741 nucleotides. Its product is annotated as red-sensitive opsin-like. NCBI's taxonomy places the organism in Eukaryota, Metazoa, Chordata, Actinopteri, Perciformes, Nototheniidae. The transcript has a single exon. Bases 33 to 542 code for a protein of 169 amino acids. The record is from RefSeq and is a predicted model, not a curated record.
GUGCAUAUGAGAAUAAAACCUUUGCAUGUUGAAUGAAUCUGGCUGAAUGUGUUUCCUCCCCACAGCUGUCAGUAGCAGUGUGUAUCGGCUUCCUGGGUGCCUGGUCUCCGUAUGCCAUCGUGGCCAUGUGGGCAGCUUUCGGAGACGCCACGCUGGUUCCUCCUGAGGCCUUUGCCAUCGCCGCCGUGUGUGCCAAGUCUUCCACCAUCUACAACCCUCUGGUCUACCUGCUGUGUAAACCUAACUUCCGCGAGUGCCUCUACAGAGACACGUCUAUGUUACGAAAGAGGGUCUACAGGGGAAGUCCGAUGUUAGAACCCAAAGAGCACUCGGCCUCGCAGCGGAACAAGGACGUGAGCCUCUCCACGCGCUUCUCUAACGGACAGCAGGAGAGCUACGGGGCGCUUCUGCACUGCACUGAGUCUGCAGCGCCGGGACAUGUGGACGCAGCCCAAAGGACCGCCUGCAGUCUGACUGCCUCCCCCUUCAGAGAGGUGACAGUCUGCCAGCUCUCCAGCAAACCACAGGCUGAACUCGUCUAGUGGGCAAACCAGAGAGGACAGGUGCUUGGAAAGAUAGAGGGAAUACACAUGGACAACAGAACAACAACGGGCACACACGGGUUUUAAUGCCCACAAGACUUUAAAGAAAACAAGACCGCAGACUUGCAUGGACCUUUAAUGGAAUACUUUCUUAAAGAGAAUAAUGAAAAGUCCCUUUAUUAUUUUAUAAUAAUAUUAU